This is a messenger RNA of Leptinotarsa decemlineata (Colorado potato beetle), 1455 nucleotides long. RefSeq names its product neuropeptide receptor npr-1. Gene Ontology annotation, biological process: neuropeptide signaling pathway. Lineage: Eukaryota; Metazoa; Arthropoda; Insecta; Coleoptera; Chrysomelidae. The record is from RefSeq and is a predicted model, not a curated record. Gene Ontology annotation, cellular component: plasma membrane. Gene Ontology annotation, molecular function: neuropeptide receptor activity.
CAACUGUGUGUCGGAGAAAGCCGAACGGUUCGCGAUCUCGCACGACCACGUGGACUUCCCAAGUUCAAUGAAAUGCGAUCUGAAGUUUUGAAAAGAACUCGUGGAAUUGAAUAAAAUGAAGAAAGAGAUUAACUCUACUAUUCCUGAGAACGACAUCCCCCCGGAAGUGUGGGCGAUUUUACACGAAUUCCUGCUGGGAAUUAAAGACCCCGAAUUGGACCUGAGGGAACCUCACUUGAAGACGGUUUUCUCGAGAAUAUAUCCCUUCAUCAUUUUUAUUUAUGCUCUCCUGGUGGUUGCCGGGCUCUUCGGAAAUUUGACAGUUUUUGUGUAUAUUAUUCGUCAUAAACUGUACAGUGAAGAGACCUACACUUUUUUGCUGAACAACGUUAUCAGUGAUAUUAUAAAAUGUGUGGUGGUCCUGCCAAUUUCUUUGUAUGUGUUAAUCAUUCAAAACUGGGUACUGGGUGAAUUGCUAUGUUCGUUUUUGCCGAUGAUUCAAGACAUUCCACUGCACACCUCGACGCUGACAUUCCUGCUGUUAGCAUGGGAUAGAUUCCGAUUCAUUAGAAACCCGAAUACAUCUCGAUUACCAGCUCUUGUUUGUACAAUCGGAACGUGGCUAACGUCGGGUUGCCUAGUUCUGCCGUACCCGAUAUACAUCAUUUACAUCGAUUUAGGGAAAUACUCGAAAAUGAAUAUAUUCCAAGGGGUUGGAGUUUGCACAGUGAAUUUGGCAGAUGAUAUGAAGGAAUACAUGAGAGGAAUAUUUCUCAUUAUGUACGCUGCCCCUUUGGCUACCAUUUCGUAUUUGUUCAUUCGAAUAUCCCGAGAACUCGCAACACAAAGCUCUUCGGCGGUGAUAACGUUCCAGUCCCGGUGCAAAGAAAAAGGCGGCCGACCCAGGACUGACUCGCACUCGACGACAGUGGAAUUCCGGAAUGCUCGAGGAAAAUUCGACCGUUCAAGCCAAUACAGCAGAAGCAGCUGCAGUGACUACGACCCCAGCAGGGCUCACUACGAAGUUCACGAUCCUGACCUCAACGUAGCCAAAGAGAUGAGAACACAAAAAUUCCUGGUCACAAUGAUCACAACGUAUGGCAUUUGCUUAUGUCCUUUGAUGAUCCUCCGUCUAGCAAGGCUGGCUCUCAUAGAGACUUACGACAACAGCGGCCAUUUUGAUAUAACGUUCGCUAUUUUCGUAUGGAUCGCUUUCCUGCCGACCUGUUCCACUCCUUUGCUCUUUGCCGUGUGGCAGAUAAACGGGUCGAGGAUGGAGCGGUUGCGGGGAUACUUCCGGUUCAGCAAUCAGAAGUUUCGACAGUCCUGCGAGACGGUGACAACCGCAGCAGGGACGCCUGCUGCUCACCGAUCCAGGCGGUGCCAGCAUAGCCAGCUGCAGGACGAGGGCAUAUCCGACACAAACAGCUUCACUUGAUGGAACAGCUUGCGCAG